This is a messenger RNA of Epithele typhae, 561 nucleotides long. RefSeq lists its product as uncharacterized. The coding region runs from base 1 to 561 and encodes 186 amino acids. Gene Ontology annotation, molecular function: acyltransferase activity, transferring groups other than amino-acyl groups. The record is from RefSeq and is a predicted model, not a curated record. The transcript has 5 exons. NCBI's taxonomy places the organism in Eukaryota, Fungi, Basidiomycota, Agaricomycetes, Polyporales, Epitheliaceae.
AUGCGUGCAAUGACAGGAGAUGAUAUGACUCGCCUCCCUAGUCUCAUUGGUCUCUUGAUACGCCCUAUCGUUCUCGUUGGGGGCGUUGGCCACACAUACACUGCUCGCGAUGAACAUGGCGUCCUUGUGGGCUUUCUGAUGUUCACACUUCCUGGACAGCGCUUGCUAUCGACCGAUGAGCAGCGUAAGAUGGGGAUGUACUCCUACGUUGCGGAUCUUCCGAAGGACGCCAAGGACUACUUCCAGAAAGCUAAUAUAGAGGACAUUCCAAGAGUCAAGGACGAGAUAUUCGGAGUCAAGGAUUCCGAUCGGGGGAUGUAUUGGUGCAACUUCGCCAUGGUCCGCGAGGUCCAUCAAAACAAGGGUCUCGCAGCGCGCAUGUUUCAAAUGGCGUUUAAUGAGGCCGCCACAAUGAACGCUACAGUGGGAUUGAUGACCACGAACCAAAUGAACGUUCCCGUGUACGAGAGUAUGGGAUUCGCGCUCCGAGGUCACGAAACCAUGCAGUCACCUUGGACCGAGUAUCGCAUUUGGUGCAUGUCAACAGAGAAGAGGGCUUAG